GAAGAGAGCAACGCUGGAGUGGGCCACAGAGAACCAACUCCGCCAAUGUCGAAUUAGUGCGUGUUGCUCAGCUGGAUUCAGGGUCAAUUGAUGGCCAUUCGAGGCCAUUGGGUUUGGGUGGCGAUUCUUGAGGCCCAGGAAAGUGACACGUCUAGAAAGGACGGUCCUUUCAGGUAGAUCAGUAAGCAGCCUUCAUUGUGUAUUAGUGUGGCCUCUGGCUUCGACUGGAAUCCAGAGUCAACCUUGAGGAUUGUGGAAAUCUGCCGCCAUGAGUGAUAACGAGGAUGAACUGAACAGUAGCCUCACUUCCAUUGACUGGCUGUCCAAAAUGACUUCCAAGGACCUCAAAGUGAAUGAGAGGAACACUUUGGGGGAGCCCCUCGAGUCCGACCACAUCCCGGAUUUCAAACUCAUCGACGAGGACUCCCAAGGCCAUUGUGAGUCCUCCAUGUUUGAUUCCGAAGACCCAAAGUCCAAACCCAGACAUAGCUAUGCUACUUUGAUCCGGCAAGCCAUUGAGAACUCAGAGAACCAACGUGCUACUUUGUCAGAGAUCUACCAAUGGAUCACAGAUCGUUAUCCUUUCUACCGAAAUGCAAGCUCAGGAUGGAAAAAUUCCAUCCGCCACAAUCUGUCGUUGAGUAAAUGCUUCCUGAAAGUUCAGCGAGGUCGGAGCAAUCCGGGCAAAGGCUGCUAUUGGGCCAUCAUCAAGCAUAAUUCUGACGACUCCUUGGUAUCCAAUGAUCCCAACAAUUCAGUCAAUUUUAAUACAGGAAAACCGAGGGUGAAGAAAUCCCGAGUGAAUGAUGCACACGCAGGAUUGACGCCGGUAAGACACUUUUAUUUCAUUGAAAAGACGUAUGCCCAAUAACUG
Molecule: messenger RNA, 874 nt
Organism: Tigriopus californicus
Lineage: Eukaryota; Metazoa; Arthropoda; Copepoda; Harpacticoida; Harpacticidae
Product: forkhead box protein J2-like
Exons: 3
Coding region: 269-871 (200 amino acids)
Biological process (GO): regulation of transcription by RNA polymerase II
Cellular component (GO): nucleus
Molecular function (GO): DNA-binding transcription factor activity, RNA polymerase II-specific; RNA polymerase II cis-regulatory region sequence-specific DNA binding
Source: RefSeq, a predicted model, not a curated record